This is a messenger RNA of Fragaria vesca subsp. vesca, 387 nucleotides long. Its product is annotated as 40S ribosomal protein S27-2-like. The transcript has 6 exons. Lineage: Eukaryota; Viridiplantae; Streptophyta; Magnoliopsida; Rosales; Rosaceae. Bases 1 to 387 code for a protein of 128 amino acids. The record is from RefSeq and is a predicted model, not a curated record.
AUGGUUGCGGCUCCAGUUCCGGUUCCGGUUACUGUUCUAGAGGGUUUUCCAGUUCCUCUGUAUGGGCAGGAUUCUCUGGCAGAAGAUCAAAGAUCAAGCCUAUUGAAUCAGUCUGCUUGUUUGGAAUUGGAGGUUCUUCAGAAUGAUAUCGAUUUGCUUCAUCCACCAGUUGAUCUGGAGAAGAGGAAGCACAAGCUCAAGCGGCUCUUGUUGACCCCUAAUUCUUUCUUCAUGUUUUAUUCUUGUACAGGAUGUUUCAACAUAACUACAGUGUUCAGUCACUCGCAAACCGUUGUGUGUGGGAACUGCCAGACAGUGUUGUGCCAGCCUACUGGCGGGCGAGCCAGGCUCACUGAGGGUUGCUCCUUCAGGAAGAAAGGGGACUGA